Messenger RNA from Clarias gariepinus (North African catfish), 1843 nucleotides. RefSeq lists its product as uncharacterized. The coding region runs from base 422 to 1363 and encodes 313 amino acids. NCBI's taxonomy places the organism in Eukaryota, Metazoa, Chordata, Actinopteri, Siluriformes, Clariidae. Gene Ontology annotation, biological process: T cell costimulation; negative regulation of T cell proliferation; cellular response to lipopolysaccharide. Gene Ontology annotation, cellular component: external side of plasma membrane. The transcript is spliced from 10 exons. The record is from RefSeq and is a predicted model, not a curated record.
AAACGUGUAGGGUGUGAGGUAUAGAGUGUGUUCAUUAUGAUGAGACACGGUGCAGCAGUUGGUCAGUGUGUGUUUAGCUCUAAUUCUCUCUCCGGAUUAAUGUGUGUGUUUGGGUCCUCAGUAAGAAUGCAGGUGUGUUUUCUUCUCCUCCUCAUACAGCUUCAUGUCACUGAAGGCUGCAGACUUGAUGGAUCCAGAGAGACAAAAUACAUCACUGCAUAUACAGGAGACUCAGUACUGCUGCCCUGCUCCUGCACUGACCUCCACACCACACCUGGGACAUUCACAUGGAAGAAAUACAUAACAAAUAACUGGGUAGAGAUAUCUCCUGAGAGUGAUCAGUACAAAGACAGAUUUCAGCUGGUUAAUGAUCACUCUUCAGGAAAUCUCUCUCUGCUCAUAUCACACCUGACUGUAGAGGAUGAUGGAUGGUACAGGUGUAGUGUUGAAGGUGGUGAUUACAGAGACGUCAGACUCACUGUUGAAGCAAUGCAAUAUGUUGAUGUUUGUUAAUUCUCCAGGUUGCACAUUGAAUCAGCAGACAGUGAGUGUGACUGGAUACGUGGGACAGUCUGUCCUUCUGCCCUGCUCCUGCUCUCAACUACAAGCCAAACCACACACUCUCAGAUGGUUCUUAUAUGAGGGAUCUGAUAAUAAAGAAAUCUUCCCAAAGGACCAGACAAAUCUCUACACACACAGAGUUCAGCUCAUUAAUGAUCAUCAUCCAGGAAAUCUCUCUCUACUCAUAUCACACCUGACUGUAGAGGAUGGAGGAUAUUACAGGUGUCACAUCAGCAACAAUGAAAUUAUAGACGUCUCAGUCGAAGUUAAAGAGGCCACAAGAAGACCUUCAACACCCAGACCAAAGACCAAACCCACUUCCACAGCAGUUCUUGUGGACGUCACACCUACAAAACCAACCCUGGUGGUCAAGAACAAAAUCAGUCCACAGCCUAAAACAUCUGGAACAGACCAAGGUGACAUGAUCAUCAUCAGCUCUGGUGUUGUUGUGGUUCUGCUGCUGCUACUGAUACUCGGAGGAGUCAUGUACUGGAAACGCAAAGGACCGAGACAAAGACAGCCCAAGAUUGUUCAGGGACAAACAGGACCAAGGACACAGCAGGACGUUACAGACCCUCUGCACUUACCUGUACCUUCAGAACCCAUGUAUGAAUCUGUAGACAGACAGAAUGAUUCUGAAAUUCUGUAUGCGUCUAUACAUCAAACUAAUGAACACAAGGAAGCAGACGAGAAGCAGGAUGAUGUGACGUACUCGACUGUGGUCCACAGUAACACAAUGAGAGCAGCACACACUCCAGUGGUAUUAGACGAUAAUACAGUGUAUGCCAGCAUCAAAAAGUAACACACACACACACACACACAUACAGUAUUAUAAAUGUGAGGGUUUUUUUUCCAUUAAUUUGUGUAUUACUGUAAGUAAAUACAGCACUACUACAUCAAAACUAUGUUUUUUUUUGUUUUAUAUAUGUUAGUUUACUGUGGGAAAUAUUGUAUAUGCGAUGAUUAUUUAUGUGUUCAUGUUGUUCCUAUAGUGUAUAUUCUCAUUUAUUGCAUUUAUUCCUGCUUUAACAUGUUUUAAUCUUUAAACUGAUUUUGUAACAUUUUUUUUUAAUAUCGUCGAAGAAACAGUUUAACAUUAUUUAAAAUCCCUUUUCAAUCUCUUUAGUGUGCAACGGCUACUAAUACCUUAACAUACCUCCUCAGACCUAAAGAACUUUAAGCUCGCUGUAGAAACUGUGAAGUCUUUCAAUUGAAUGUACAUAAUUGUUAAAAACGCGAUUUAAUUUCAGUUUCAUAAAUAAACUAUACAAUUUGAAUAGCA